This is a messenger RNA of Scatophagus argus, 1473 nucleotides long. RefSeq names its product tetraspanin-8-like. The transcript is spliced from 9 exons. NCBI's taxonomy places the organism in Eukaryota, Metazoa, Chordata, Actinopteri, Scatophagidae. Gene Ontology annotation, cellular component: membrane. Bases 162 to 932 code for a protein of 256 amino acids. The record is from RefSeq and is a predicted model, not a curated record.
CGAAUGCACAUGAAUGCGGCACAGCGCAUCCUCAUCCAGUACGUCACAUUGACGUCCUGUGCGGAUAAGUAGAUGUCCUUACUGUUAAAAUCAUAGCUUUAUAGUCUUAAUAUUUUCUUGAUGUAAAAGGGCGUUUUAAAGCUCGGGAGAGAAGCAGCAGCAUGCAGCGGAACGCAGUGGUCGUGGUGGCGGACAAAACGAGCCUGAAGAGGCCUUUUAUUUUUGCAAAUGCCGUGCAUAUGGCGCUGUGCUUCUUCAUGUUGACGAUGACAGUGGCUUGGCACAGAGAUCUCAUACAAACUGGCAAACUGGUGUCCAGCGCUUCUGUAGUGAUAAUGUACAUCAUGGAGAUCGGCUGCCUGCUGCUGUCAGUGCUUGGUGUGUUCGGAGCCUUUAAAGGAAAGAGAUGGUGUUUGAUUUUGUAUGCAACUGGGAUGGCAGCAGCCAGUCAAACAAUAAUUAUCAGAACAGCGCUAAGUUACCAAGAUGUUUAUGAGAAACGUGUGGUCCGUGAAGAGUCUAAGCUGCUGUCCAUGAUGCCACUUACUGCAACCAGCAAAGCCAACAGGACGCUGCUGUAUAGUAUUCAACGUGAAUUUGAGUGCUGUGGUCUUAUUGAAGGCUACAAAGACUGGGGCUCUUCCAUCCCUGCUUCCUGUAACUGUCAGUAUCCAGGAAAAUGCAUUCGACUACGGGGCAGCGCCACACUUGGAGCGCCAAAGAACCAGUAUGUUUAUCAAGAGCCUUGCCUACCAAUUUAUGUCUCUGAACUGAAGCUCGCAUUCACAUUGGCGAUGGGUAUACAAUUUGGAAGUGGAGUUUUUUGGGCGGUUUUGCUUGUCAUGAGCAUCAAGCUGAUGGGCCAGAUAAAAAGGAAACAGGAGUUCAUGGCUCUUCUCCAGUCCAACAGAUAUGUUCCAGGUGCCUUCUAGUCACCAAGUACAUUUUGAUAAACACUCCCAAGUUAUUAUCAAGAAUACUAUUUGAAUUUGCACAUGUAAACACAUUAUGCUGUAUACUGUAUUCUUACUAUUUUAUGCCAUAGCAACAUAUGUUGACAUUAUAAUUUUCUAUUAACAAGUGUUAAUGCAUGUAACUUAUAAUGGAAAGUAAUCUACAUGCAUAGAUCAAUUUCAAAUGAGCAUUAUUUUAGCCCUACUGCUGUACAGACAGUGCUAUGUAAUGAAAUUAAUUAAUCUUUUACAUGCUUUUCUGUUAUGUCACCAAGCAGCUGCAGCCUAACUUGGCAUUUUGUUAUUUACAGUAAGUGUUGUAUUAUCCUGAUAUUCUCUCUCUCUCUCUGUCCUUCAUACCUGGACAUAUUCACCAGUCAGAUAUUAACCCAGCUGCAUCUCCUGUACCUAAAACUUUCAAUUUGGGGCUGAAGCUAGAUUCUGCUGACAAGUUUCAAGAUUUCAGUGUUUUGACCUGACGUGUAGUCUUCAUGUUCCACAUCAUCUGCACAGCCACGAC